AAAUUUGGUUAGUCCACGAACAAUGAGUGUGAACCCGUUAUUCAUUCUGGAAGGCAAAGCUGGCAAUACAGGCGAAGAAAAUCUUCUUGUAAUAGAAGACUGAAGUUGAAGAACUGGAAAAGUGAUUGGAAGAGAUUCGACUCUGGAAGAUAAAGUGAGGACGUCUGCAAGAAAAAGACAACCUAUAAAAACCAAAAUGUCCAAUGUCAGUAAAGAAGCAAACAAACCAGUUCAAGCUUUAUUAAACGCAGUCGCGACCAGCAAGCUUCGUCUGGUUCGAUUACUCGUCGAAGGAGGUGUACACGUGGACAGCCGCAAUGAUCACGGACAAACCCCGUUAUUGAUCACGUGUUUAUCCUCACACAACACGUGUCACAUCCGUGGGGAGACUAGAGAGAAAGUCGUAAAGUAUUUGAUCUCUGCUGGUGCGGAUGUUAAUGCGAAAGACGAGACUGGACGAACGCCGCUGAUUUAUGCAGUUAUAAUGCGGGCGUGUGUAAUAUUUGAUCUUAUAAAUGCAGGUGCUGACCCAUGGUUGGAAGACAGCAGUCACAAGUGCGCCUUCGAUUAUGCCUUACAGCAGCGGGAUUUAGUUCAAGCUAAAACUAUUGUUGAAGCAUGCAAGAGGAAAAUGCGAGAGAUGGCCCGUGACUUUGGAAAAAUGGAGGAUAAGACGAUGUGGACCAUGCGUGACGUGGAAAGAACGCCAAGUAUCAACCCAGUCCAAGAGAAUAUUCAGGAUGUUUCAAUUGGAAAACCAGAGAAAAAGCUGGGAAAAAAGAAUAAAUCCGAAACCAAUAAAAAGUCCAAAGUGUCGUCAAAGAUCCGCAAACGACCAUCCAGGAACACAAGUUCCCCUAGUCUGGUCACAAUUGGCAAGAAGAGCCCUACAGAACAUCAACGCAAAUAUUCCGGGCCACCCCAAGUUAAUUCCAUCAAUCCUCAUAAUGAAAACGUUGAAAUCCUCUUCCAAAAGCCCCCUAUUCUUUUCACAACCACCGACUGUGCCACUCAGGAAAAUACGAGCAAGAUAUCUCAAUCAAAAAAUGUCAUUCAGAUCCACGAAGAUGCUCAACUCUGCGGUCUGUGUAAGACUAUCUUUGGUACACAAUACGAGAACGAGGCUGAGAUUUUAGACCUAUCAGAAAACCUCAAUUUCCAAGAAUCUGAAUUCACUGGUCUGCUGUAUCGACGACGAAGUACAGGAAGUUUAUUUGGCCUAACGCGAAAACGCUAUGAAGCAAUUCGCAAAAAACGUGAAUUAGGAAUCACAAUAGACGACACUGAUCUGCCAAUGGUAGAUACCAACCCACUCUUCGUAAAAAGCUCUCAGACAAGUACUUUGGUUGAUAUUUCUGCGAAUGAACUGUUGGUUCCUGACCGCGCUCGUUCAUUAAGUGUUUGCCUACCACCACUGGAAGGAACAAGAAGCCACUUGGAAGAAGAUGAAAGGAAAGAUAUGAUUUCAGCAACAUCUGUUCCGGAACUUCGCACAAUGGCAUGGUCACAGGCUGGAAGAAUGGUUCUGGAUUCACGUGUUUAUCUUAGAAAUGAGGGCGAUGAUGAUGACAUCAUCAUUAUUCCGUCAUCCUCACAAGAUGACAUCACGACACCUUACCAAGAGCACGGGUCAUCAUCUGCAGCUUGUGACAAAAACGGUCACUUGGAAACUUGCAAUUCACCAAUCCCUACUAUUGUUCUUACAGAUUAUGUCAAAGUUGAUCAAAAGUAAAUUUGUCAAAAUAAAUAGGCAAGCUAGUUUAUGUUUAAUAGAGAAUUGUGAUUUCUAAUAAAUCCU
Messenger RNA from Dendronephthya gigantea, 1798 nucleotides. RefSeq lists its product as uncharacterized. NCBI's taxonomy places the organism in Eukaryota, Metazoa, Cnidaria, Anthozoa, Malacalcyonacea, Nephtheidae. The coding region runs from base 197 to 1732 and encodes 511 amino acids. The transcript has 2 exons. The record is from RefSeq and is a predicted model, not a curated record. Gene Ontology annotation, molecular function: protein binding.